Molecule: messenger RNA, 741 nt
Organism: Brassica napus (rape)
Lineage: Eukaryota; Viridiplantae; Streptophyta; Magnoliopsida; Brassicales; Brassicaceae
Product: probable long-chain-alcohol O-fatty-acyltransferase 3
Exons: 2
Coding region: 1-741 (246 amino acids)
Biological process (GO): lipid metabolic process
Source: RefSeq, a predicted model, not a curated record
AUGCCGCCUUCGGUUGUGCUAUGGUGUCUACACUCUCUGCAUAUUUACUUAGAGAUCGAGAUCGUUUUAAUGGUCGUCAAAGUUGCUGUCUUCGUCAUUUUUGGUUGCGACCUCGAGCCACAUUCCAACGAACCAUACUUAGCCACGUCUCUUCAAGACUUCUGGGGUCGCCGGUGGAACCUCAUGGUUCCCGGGAUUCUCCGACAGGCUGUUUACACUCCGAUACGCCAGGUCUCUAAGCGGAAACUGAACUCAGUGUUGUCACUGUUUCUAGGGUUCUUGGUCACGUUUGUAGUGUCCGGCGCAGUUCAUGAGCUUAUGUUGUUCUGUUUAACACGUGAGUUGCCGACAGGAGAAGUUACUAUGUUCUUCGUUUUAAAUGGAGUUUGUACUGCGGCUGAGGUGGUGGUUAAGAAGAAGUUUGAGCGGCGGCUCUGGAGGAUGAGUCCGUUGUUGUCGCGGGUGCUUACGGUGGGGUUUGUGGUUGUGACUGGUGGUUGGCUGUUUUUCCCUCUACUUAUAAGGAAGGGUAUGAUCGAGAGACUUGCUAACGAGGCCUUGUUUGUCAACGAUCUAAACGGACUAAUCCGAUCAGGCUUUUUGAUUGAUUUAUAUAUCUGCUGGAUUGUGCAGCGUAGAAAUCUUCAGAACGUUCACAUGACCAUGAGCAAUGACUUGUCUGAUCUUGUGAAACUUGGUGUCUAUAUGUUUGGUUCGUUCAUGAUGAACAUUGUUCUUUGA